AGAGAGAGUAAAAACUGGAGGCGGUUUUCACGGCAGAAAGGUAAAACACAAGGAGAUGUCAACUCUGCAAAUGCUCCUCUCAAACUCCCUCUAAUUUCCUUUCACCUCCAUCUCUCUCUCUCUCUCGACUGCAAAACCACACAUCUACACACACGACGCAAACGCAAUGGGAUCGGCGGACGUUGGUUACGCGUCAUCCAAUGACGGAGCUCAACCGGCGCAAUCUUCACCUCACAAACCGCAACCUUCUCCUCCUCCUGCUUCAGACUACCCAGACACCACAUACCUGAGGUUUCUCGCGUCAAAUGCUGAAGCUGGUUCAAUCAUUGGAAAGGGUGGAUCAACAAUCUCUGAUUUCCAAUCACGAUCCAAUGCACGAAUUCAGUUGUCUCGAAACUAUGAAUAUUUUCCAGGAACUUCAGAUAGGAUCAUCAUGGUGUCUGGAACUAUUGAUGAAGUUCUUGAUGCUGUGGAACUUAUCCUCACCAAGUUGUUGAAUGAAUUUUAUGCUGAAGAUGGUGAGGAGGCUGAACCAAGAUCAAAAGUUAGGCUAAUUGUACCGAAUGGCUCUUGUGGUGGAAUCAUUGGAAAGGGAGGAUCUAUGAUAAAGUCAUUCAUUGAAGAUUCACAAGCUAACAUUAAGAUAUCCCCUCAAGAUAACAACUAUAUUGGGAUGAAUGAUAGGUUGGUAACAGUAGCUGGCACCUUACAGCAACAGGUGCAAGCUACUAGUCUGAUUCUCUCAAGAUUGUCUGAAGAUCUUUACUACGUACAGUCUGUGGGUCCCCCAUUUCCAUAUGCUGCACCUUUUUACAGUGUACCAAACUAUGGACCAAAUGGUGCUGGUAAAAAGUUUCAGAACAAUAAGGAAGAUAUGAGUAAUUCAGUGACUCUGGGCGUUGCAGAUGAGCAUAUAGGAAUUGUGGUGGGCCGUAGUGGUAGAAAUAUAACAGAAAUUAGUCAGAUUAGUGGAGCUAGGAUUAAGAUAUCUGAAAGAGGUGAUUUCAUAAAUGGGACAUCUGAUAGGAAAGUAACGAUUACUGGAUCACAAAGGGCAAUAAAUGUAGCAGAGGCUAUGAUAAUGCACAAGGUUGCAUCGGCUUCAUCUCCAACUCUAGCUGCGACUACUGAAAACUGAAAACUGAUAACGAGGUUCUCUCUUUCUGUCAGUUUAAACAGGAACUUUUGCCAUAAAUCAUUUUUAUCAUAUAGAGUUGAAACAAAACAUAUUGUCAUCUUUGCUUUCGUAUUUUACUAAAUUUAUGACCACAAAAUACACAGAAUGAGGAACUUCUUAUAAUCAUGCAAAUUCUUACAAGUAAAUAUGAAUUUGAUGCAAUUUAUUAUUCGGCUUACUAAUACCAUAAACUGAUUAAUAUGAGAAAUUAAAUUUCUUUUAGUAAUAAUUUUGUUGUUGAAAAUUUGGUUUAUGGUUCAUAACCACCGGCAUCAUCACCUCCGUAUCCUGAUCCAUAUCCCUCUCCAUAUCCAGAGCCGCUCCCAUAUCCUGAACCUUGCCCAUUACGGCCACCUCCACCGCCUCCGCCUCCACCGCUGCCGCUACCACCACCACCAUUUUUACCGCCACCACUUCCGUAUCCAGAACCACUUCCACUGCCAUAGCCUGAACCACUUCCUGACCCAUUCCC
This is a messenger RNA of Lactuca virosa, 1649 nucleotides long. The record is from the annotation of a GenBank genome assembly. NCBI's taxonomy places the organism in Eukaryota, Viridiplantae, Streptophyta, Magnoliopsida, Asterales, Asteraceae.